This is a messenger RNA of Brassica napus (rape), 1012 nucleotides long. RefSeq lists its product as uncharacterized. Bases 610 to 936 code for a protein of 108 amino acids. Lineage: Eukaryota; Viridiplantae; Streptophyta; Magnoliopsida; Brassicales; Brassicaceae. The transcript has a single exon. The record is from RefSeq and is a predicted model, not a curated record.
AUUUAUAGGUUAUGUAACUCAAUCCUAUAACUCCAUAUCUUAUUAUUAUAUUUGAACGGUUUGUAGCAAAAUAAAAUUCAUAUAUCUUAUUUACAGUCUUUAUGUUAUGUUUGAAGUCCAUUUUUAAUUGAAUCAAUAUAAUAACUGUAUAUUUGUUUGGCUAUGUAAUGCUCCAAAAACCAUUUGUCAAUCAAUCCUAUAACUUUUGGUCAAAAUUUAAUAUACUCUCUAAUGCUUUUAAUAGAUGAUGUUUUGGAAAAUUUUAUUUGUAUUAAAUUAGACGACGUUUUAAAUUUUAAUGCAUUUUUUUUGUAACCUUACAUGUUAUAUACCUUUUAUUUCCUACAGUUUGUUAUUAAUGAGUUAAAAUUUGGUUAGGUGGAUAGUUAAUAAUGUUUUGAAUUAUAAAAAAAUGUAUUAAGAAUAUUUUUUUAAUUUGUGUGCGCAAGUAUAAAACAUCAACUAAUAAAAAAUGGAGGGAGUAGCUUUAUUGAUUUUAUUUCUAUAAUUUAAUUUGACUAAAUUAAGUACCGUUACUUUAUUAAUCUAUAAAUAGAGUUUCACAAUUAAAUGAAGACCAUUCAUAUUAUCUUCAAUCUCUAAAACGGUAUGGAGAAAAUAUCAAUGAAACUUGCAUUCUUUAUCUUCAUAGCUAUUAGCUCCGGUAAAUAUUUAUAUUACAUAUAUUCCAUGCGUAAGAUGUUUUAUAAUACUGUAUUAUUGUUAACAUAUCUUUCUUAUGGUUUUUUAGUGAUGAGUAUCACAGAAACUGGAGCAAACCGGUUACUACAAGAAGAAGCUUCUCAAACUGUAUUGUUGCACCAUGAAGCUUCUUCGCAGGAGGCUAUCAACCCAAACAAAAUUCACUGCAAGAAAGGGUGUCAUAUUGAAUGUGUUCCCAAUCCAUUCAUUGUUGAAUGUUUUUGUCAAUGUUAAUUUUAAAUCGUUUAUUAUGAUAUCUAACGUCCAAAUAAGAUUUAUUUACGAUCAGUAAGAUGAUAUUUUAUCACUA